AUGUGGACUCUAGGGCGACAAGUACUGAUCCUGUGUAGCCUUGGGCUGCUGGCUCGAGCGAGCUUGUUCGACGACAUCUUGUCGGCCUUGCAGAAUGCGACGGACUGUGCGUCAUGCCAAUCUGUGUUGCUUCCUCCGCUGCAAACGUUAGCGAACCUGGGAGACGAUGCUUGGGUAGGGAAUAUGACAGCUGUCUGUCAGACGCUGCAGCUUGCGGACGACGAUGUGUGCGCUGGAACAUUCAACAGAUCUGGAAGAAUAAUAUCGCAUGACCUUCGUCAGAUUUCACUGAACGGGACAACUGCGGUGAAGCUCUGCGAUGCUGUGUUUGGUCUUUGCCAGCCGCCGCUAGUCACACCCUUCAACGUUACCUUUCCGAAACCUGCUCCCACUAGCGCCACAAAGUUCAUCUCCUCCGGCCGCCAGCCGUUCCAAGUCGUCCAUAUCUCCGACGUGCACAUCGAUCGGUCGUACACAGUCGGUGCAGAUGCCAAUUGUACGAAGAAUAUAUGCUGUAGGAACUUUGCGGACGAGACUGGUCCUGUGUCAGAACCAGCGCAGCCGUUUGGGAACUCGCAUUGCGACAGUCCGGGUAUUUUGGCGCAGAGUUUAAUUGAGGCUAUGAAUGAGAUCGGAAAUGAUGCGCUGUUCUCGAUCUUUACCGGAGAUGUCGUUGAAGGUGCCACCUGGCUCGUCACCGAGAGGGAGGUUACGAACGAUCUCGCAGAUUGGAAUGAGCAGAUGGCGGCGUCUCUCAACCUCACUAUCUUCCCGUCCAUUGGAAAUCACGACUCUGUCCCUGUCAACAGCUUCCCGCGAAACACGUCGUCAAGUGGGGUGCAUGCCACAGAUGACCUGUUUGUUUUCGACACCCAAAGCGCAGGGUGGGAGAAAUGGAUUAACGCGACGGCCGCGGAUCAAGUAGACCACAAUUCUGGCUCCUACGCCAUCGUUGUCCCAGGGACUAGCCUCAAGAUCAUCUCCAUGAAUACGCAAUACUGGUACAAACAGAACUACUGGCUUUACGACUCUGACGAGCAAAUUUCGGACACGAACGGUCUUUUUGAGUUCAUGGUCGAACAGCUUCAACAGGCUGAAGAUGCGGGCCAGCGCGCAUGGAUAAUCGGUCACAUCCCGUCUGGGAAGGCAGACUUGCAGCAUGAUUUCUCAAACUAUUACAAUCAAAUCGUUCAGAGGUACAAGAACACAAUCGCGGCGCAAUUCGCUGGGCAUAGUCACAAAGAUCAAUUCGAGAUCGCGUACUCUGAUUUUGACAACCAGACUGCAGAGACGGCAGACAGCAUCAUCUUUAUUGGCCCAGCUCUCACGCCCACAAGUGGCAAUCCUGCCUUCAAGUUCUAUGAUGUAGACCCAGAUACCUUCGAGGUUAUGGAUGCCAAGGUUUUCAUGGCCAACAUUUCCGACCCAACCUUUCAGACCGCUGGUCCGACUUGGGAGUUAUACUACUCCGCCCGCGAGUCUUACGGAGAUCUUGUUUCUGCUUUCACAAAUACCACUCUCGCGCCUACCGAUUCUCUCAAUGCUUCUUUCUGGCACACCCUGACCGAGGUCUUCGAGUCAAAUGAUACUGCUUUCCAACUUUGGAACACGAGAAUAAGUAGAGGCGGGGCGGUGACUCCCUGCACUGGCGACUGUGUCUCGACGACCAUAUGCGACAUGAGGUCCGCAAGGUCCGAGAAUAAUUGUGAUGUUUCGACACCAGGGCUCGAUCUAAGGCGCGACGUGAGGUCGGUCGGGAGACGUAGCGAGAGUUUCGAGUGUGAAGGUGGCAGUAUCGGGGAUUUGUUAGGCGGUUUUAUUGAUGAUGUUAACAGUGACGAGUCGGUUGUGAGGACAAGAGCUCUGCAGAAGCUGAACCUCGAGCGGGAUAUUGCUUGA
Stereum hirsutum FP-91666 SS1 is the source of this 1899-nucleotide messenger RNA. Its product is annotated as sphingomyelin phosphodiesterase. Bases 1 to 1899 code for a protein of 632 amino acids. NCBI's taxonomy places the organism in Eukaryota, Fungi, Basidiomycota, Agaricomycetes, Russulales, Stereaceae. Gene Ontology annotation, molecular function: sphingomyelin phosphodiesterase activity. The record is from RefSeq and is a predicted model, not a curated record. The transcript is spliced from 18 exons. Gene Ontology annotation, biological process: sphingomyelin catabolic process.